Myodes glareolus (Bank vole) is the source of this 2890-nucleotide messenger RNA. It is a transcript of the gene Tmod1, whose product is annotated as tropomodulin 1. Lineage: Eukaryota; Metazoa; Chordata; Mammalia; Rodentia; Cricetidae. Gene Ontology annotation, biological process: pointed-end actin filament capping; actin filament organization; myofibril assembly. The record is from RefSeq and is a predicted model, not a curated record. Gene Ontology annotation, molecular function: tropomyosin binding. Gene Ontology annotation, cellular component: striated muscle thin filament; cytoskeleton; myofibril.
CCUCGCGGGGCUCCCUGCCGCCGCACCGGGGCGCAGCCAUAUCUGGGCAAAAUAUUCAGCUGUCGCCAGCGCCGAGAAGGGACUUGAGUGCGAUUCCCUCUAUAAAUAGCCACCGCCUCGGGUGGCCUUCAGGGGGUCCGGUUCCCCAGUUUGGCGACCGAGUUGCUGGCCCUCGAGUCCCGGCAACCUCGCGCGCGCCGUCCUGAUCAGGAUGCCCGGGCUGUAGACCUGGUCGCCGAGGGACCUUGGGAGCCGCCCGGGGCGCCCCCCGCGGGCAUCGGCACGGUUGCCAGUUAGCCCAGAAGUUCGGAAGACAAGGACACACCCUUCCACAAUGUCCUACAGACGAGAGCUGGAGAAAUACCGUGACCUGGAUGAAGAUGAAAUCCUGGGGGCCCUCACGGAGGAGGAGCUCAGGACUCUGGAAAGUGAGCUGGAUGAGCUAGACCCUGAUAAUGCACUGCUCCCCGCAGGCCUGAGGCAGAAGGAUCAGACCACCAAGGCGCCCACAGGCCCCUUUAAAAGAGAGGAGCUUUUGGAUCACUUGGAAAAGCAAGCGAAGGAAUUUAAGGAUCGAGAAGACCUGGUUCCCUACACAGGGGAGAAACGAGGAAAGAUCUGGGUCCCCAAGCAGAAGCCCAUGGAUCCCGUGCUGGAGAGUGUGACACUGGAGCCGGAGCUGGAGGAGGCCUUGGCAAAUGCCUCAGAUGCAGAACUGUGUGACAUUGCAGCUAUCCUGGGCAUGCACACGCUCAUGAGCAACCAGCAAUACUACCAGGCCUUGGGCAGCAGCUCCAUCGUGAACAAGGAGGGACUCAACAGUGUGAUUAAACCGACACAGUACAAACCUGUGCCCGAUGAAGAACCAAACUCAACAGAUGUAGAGGAAACGCUGGAGCGGAUAAAGAACAAUGACCCAGAACUUGAAGAAGUUAAUCUCAACAAUAUCCGGAAUAUCCCCAUACCCACCCUCAAGGCCUACGCAGAAGCCCUGAAAGAGAACUCCCAUGUGAAGAAGUUCAGCAUCGUGGGGACCCGCAGCAAUGACCCUGUGGCGUUUGCACUUGCCGACAUGCUGAAGGUGAACAAGGUGUUGAAGACACUGAACGUGGAAUCCAACUUCAUUUCUGGAGCUGGGAUCCUGCGCCUGGUGGAAGCCCUCCCACACAACACCUCUCUGGUGGAGCUGAAGAUUGAUAACCAGAGCCAGCCCUUGGGCAACAAAGUGGAAAUGGAGAUCGUGAACAUGUUGGAGAAAAACACAACGCUUCUGAAAUUUGGCUACCACUUUACCCAGCAGGGGCCCCGGCUACGGGCAUCCAACGCCAUGAUGAACAACAAUGACCUUGUGAGGAAGAGGAGGCUCGCAGACCUGACGGGACCCAUUAUUCCCAAGUGCCGUAGUGGUGUCUAGUGUGCAAAGGGAAGCCCACGCCUGUGAACUGGACAUGUUCUACCGAUAAUCCAUGUUCCCCAGUGGAGACCAGGAGGCAAACGCUGGCGUGGAACUCUUGUGGUUAAGUUCUUUGUGCACUAAGGUUUAGGUUAACUAGUGACUGUAGUUGGACCUUUUAUAAAAUAUGGUCAAUGUGAAGUUUUCUUUAGUCACAGAAGUUCAGUCUGGUUAUUAUUUAAAAUGAAGAAGCCCUCAAACUGGCAGGUCUUGCUGCAGAUAGCACGACAGUGGCAGUGGCAGCCCAGAAGUUCCCUGGGUGGCCAUGCUUUGGUGUUUAGGUGCAUUUACAACAUGGAACACAUCAACACAGAUCACUCCUCCCAACUAGUCUGGAAGUGCUGUAAAAUACUUUAUUACAGGUUUGGUCACAGCAGCUCAGUAAAAAGAACAGAUAAUCAUGAUUUUUCAACCCCACUUGAAACUUUAACCUCAAGAUUAAAGCUGCCAAAUUGAUUCCAGGAUCAAAUUCCUUUACCCCCAAGAAUGAAAGACAAGCUACAGAAUCUUCUAAGAGUGAGAAAGAUACAGGAUUCCUUCUGCCAGGUAAGAGAAUGGGGAGAAAAAGGCAACGGUGAAAUUUCAAGUUUUAAAAUCUACCAGCCCAGGUGACAGACAUAUUCCUGAGUGCUCUGUCUGAACACCUGGCAUAUACUCACUGCAGUCAGAAAUCACUCUGUCUUUAUUGAAUGCCAACUUCACGAUGGAUGAAAACCUUUAGCCACAGGAAAACAUCUUCCUAUACCUCAGUGGGCAAAUGGCUUACGUGAGGCCAACGCCACUGGGAGAAUUUCCAGUCCACUGUGGCUACGGCACUUAGCAUAGCCCUGCUUACAGACACCAAGUGCCUGCCUGGUCACUUAUGAGACAAAUCAAAUCACAGAGCUCUUGCCUACAAAUGAAGUCUCUGAAGGACAGCAGUGUACAACAUCCAAACGGCAAGGAAUUAGGAGCUCCUGGCCAAACAACACAAGUGAUUACUCUGAACCCUAAUUUCGGCGUUCCUACUGGAUCCCUUUUUUAACACCACAGGAGUCAGUAAAAAUGCUAAAACACAUUGUUCUUGUGCCUUUUAAUAGACCACAGUGCCAGUUAAACUAGUAUUUUUGUUUGUUGCUUUGGGGAAUGAUUUUCCUUAGGGAUCCAGCCAAUAUUACAAUAAUGACAAGGCUCAAAAGCUUUUGAGCACAGCCCAGGGGGCUUCUGAGAAGGGAAAGUCCUGCACACUGAACUGUAAUGCUAUGGACAGUACAGGGUAACUAGAGGUGACGCCAGGGCCUCACCACUAACAGUGUCUAGUGAGGCUGCACAUGGGCCCAGGAGUGGCACCGAGCUGCAGGGACGGCCAGCCCCACUCAGCUUCUCCUUGAGACACAACUGCAGCUGCAUUCUGCAUCACUGGAAACUGCAACAUAAUAUUAAAGCCAUUGGUCUAUG